UCCUUCCGUCCGGGUGCCGGCCAAGAGGUGGCCUGGGGGCUUCCCAGGAAACUCUCCGUGUCCCCGAGGAAGACCCGGUUUUAUGAGGCGCCCACAGCCUAAGAGAGGCAUUUCGCGUCCCAGACUGAGCGGAUCCCCCGGCGCCACUCGGCCGUGUCCUCCGAGGACGUCGCCUCUCUGGGUUCGAAUCCCGCCCCUUCAGGAAGCGACUGUGCGGGUUCGGGCGAGGCUGGAGGCGGAUGGGGCUUGUGGGCGCCGACUGCGUCUGGGCACCUGGCGGCUCAGGGGCUGGAGGUCCCGGUGACAGCUGGCGGGGGCGGGGCGGUCGCGGCCGUGGUCUCCGAUGGCGCCACUGCAGCCCGGGAGGGGGGUCCCAGGUCCGGGAAAGCGCCCCCAGAGCACCCACCCGACGCCUGCUGAGGGUGGUGCUGCCUAGGGAUCCGGAGAGAGCGCAGGGGCGUCGAGGGAGCGCCCUCGGGAGCCAGAAGCUUUGACCUGGAAAAUGCACUCUCACGUGGGAGAAGCACCCAGGACCCUCAGGUCGGGCCUGGCCCUGGCCAGGUCACCCAACACAGCCAGCGGCGUGAGUCCUUCCUGUACCGCUCCGAGAGCGACUACGAACUCUUGCCUAAGGCCAUGUCCCGGAACUCUUCAGUGGCCAGUGACCUACAUGGAGAAGACAUGAUUGUGACGCCCUUUGCCCAGGUCCUGGCCAGUCUGCGGACUGUUCGGAGCAAUGUUGCUGCGCUAGCCCACCUGCAAGGCCAAAGAGCAGCCAAGCAGACAUCCAUCGGGAACCCUCCACCUGGCUGUCAGCCCCCUCCUCCUCCAGAGGACACUGGGCAGAAGCUGGCCUUGGAGACACUGGAUGAGCUGGACUGGUGUCUGGAUCAGCUGGAGACACUGCAGACCCGGCACUCGGUGGGGGAGAUGGCCUCCAACAAGUUCAAGCGGAUGCUGACCCGGGAGCUGACUCACUUGUCUGAAACCAGCCGCUCGGGGAACCAGGUGUCAGAGUACAUUUCCCAAACCUUCCUGGACCAACAGACCGAGGUGGAGUUACCCAAGGGAACCCCCAAGGAACCCUCGAGGCCCAUGUCCCAGAUCAGCGGCCUGCAGGGGCUCCCCCACAGUGCCAGCCUCUCCACAGCCACCAUCCCAUGCUUUGGCGUCCAGACUGACCAGGAGGGGCAACUGGCCAAGGAACUGGAAGACACCAACAAGUGGGGGCUUGAUGUGUUCAAGGUGGCAGAGCUAAGUGGGAACCGGCCCCUCACAGCCAUCAUAUUCAGCAUCUUUCAGAAACGGGACCUGCUCAAGACGUUCCAGAUCCCAGUGGACACACUUGCCACCUACCUGCUGACGCUGGAGGGUCACUACCACGCCGACGUGGCCUACCACAACAGCCUGCAUGCCGCUGACGUGGCCCAGUCCACGCAUGUGCUGCUGGCCAUGCCCGCCCUGGAGGCUGUGUUCACAGACUUGGAAGUCCUGGCUGCCAUCUUUGCAAGCGCCAUCCAUGAUGUGGACCAUCCUGGGGUCUCCAACCAGUUUCUCAUUAACACCAACUCGGAGCUGGCGCUGAUGUACAAUGACGCCUCCGUGCUGGAGAACCACCACCUGGCUGUGGGCUUCAAGCUGCUGCAGGCAGAGAACUGCAACGUCUUCCGGAACCUCAGCACCAAGGAGUGGCUGAGUCUGCGCCGGAUGGUCAUUGACAUAGCACACAUGGUCAUAGGGAGAUUUGGGGAGCACCAAGUCAGGUUCCUCACAGCUUCAAGACCACCUAUGGCUCCCAUGGCCCUCUGGGUGCUGGCCACUGACAUGUCCAAACACAUGAACCUCCUGGCUGACCUCAAGACCAUGGUGGAGACCAAGAAAGUGACGAGCCUGGGAGUCCUGCUGCUGGACAACUACUCGGACCGCAUCCAGGUCUUGCAGAACCUGGUGCACUGUGCUGACCUCAGCAACCCCACUAAGCCGCUGCCCCUGUACCGCCAGUGGACAGACCGAAUCAUGGCUGAGUUCUUCCAGCAGGGAGACCGUGAGCGGGAGUCGGGCCUGGACAUCAGCCCCAUGUGUGACAAGCACACAGCCUCGGUGGAGAAGUCCCAGGUGGGUUUCAUUGACUACAUCGCCCACCCACUGUGGGAGACCUGGGCUGACCUGGUACACCCAGAUGCACAGGACCUGCUGGACACACUAGAGGACAACCGCGAGUGGUACCUGAGCAAGAUCCCCCGCAGCCCCGUGGAUCCCACCAGCCCUGAGCAGGGCGGCCUUGACAGAUUCCAGUUUGAGCUGACUCUGGAGGAGGCAGAAGAGGAGGAGGAGGAGGAGGAGGAGGGAAUGUUGGCCCAAGAGGCCUCAGAGUCACCUGACACUGACCUCCUGUCCCCUGAGGCCAGCUCAGACCCUGGGGCCUUAUGCCUAGACAACCAGAGGACCGUGGGCAAACCCUGCAUGGACCAUGAGGGCAAUGUAACGGCUGAGCCAUCUGGCUCCUAAUGGCCCCUAAUGAGUGGGUGGACUUUCCAGGAAGAGGUUCCAGAUGACUCAUGCCUUGCCUUCUCCACACAUUGAGGGGGACAGCCUUAGUUAUAGGCAAGUUUCAGGAUUGAAGCUGGCUGGGGUCCACUCUGACCCCGGGCUCUGCUGAGCUCUCCUCCUCCAGCGUCAGCUCUGACGUUGGGGCUGGGUCAGGCCCAGCUUCGCCAGUGGUCACUCUUGAGCCACACCCAUCACUUGCUCUUUCGUUCUUUAUCAGAUAUUUAUUGGGCACAUACUGUGUGCCAGGCCUGCGCCUGCUCUGUGCCCCUGGGGCAGCCCUGUGCAACGGGGUGAGGAGUCAGCCCCAAGGAGAUGCCCCCACAGGCACCUCCCUUUCAUCUGCUGGGGACCUUGAAUGGGGAAAAGCUUUGUCCAGUCCCAACUCUGGUUCUGGAGCUCUGGAGGGGGUGGUCAGGGGGCAGCAGAGAGAGGGCUCUGUGUGGAGACAUCUCUGAAGAUUGAUGUGGCCUGUUGCUGCUUGUGCAUCAGUUAUUGCUUUAAGUAGCUGUGGUUUCUGUCUUCAGGUGCCUCUGGGUGCACCUGUUCUCUCUGACCUCAGGACCUCCUGCUGGCCAUCCCCCCAUUCUCCUACUUAUAGAACAGCAACAAAAGCACACAAUUCCUGUCACCCGUACCGCGGGUCUCUGUCUCUCCCAAUUCUGAGGGUGCCCCAGACACCUCCUAGGAAAGCCUCCUGGGCCUCAGUUUCCCCUCUAUGGCCUGAUCCUAGUAUUUGGGUAAACUUUGGUUGAGAGGUAGUGUCUGUGAGCACCCUGAAAUAUCUUAGAAAUCUGGGGCAUUGAACGUUUCUCUGGAGUUAAAUAAACCUUAUUAACUUAAACUAGUAUGUCUAUUUCAUGGAUGGGGAAACUGAGGCACAGAGCAGUCCUGUGGCCUACUCUAGGCCACGCUGCUGGGUGCUGGACAUUAGCUCGCGGCGCCCCCUGGUGGCGGGAGGCGCGGCGAAUUUGGGGGUCCUGUUCUCCUGGCUGGCCUCCCUCCCCUAUGGCAUCUCGCUUGCUGGAUCAGCCGAGGGCAGGGGCGGAUAGGCCGCUCUGUGCUCAAGCGUCAGGUUCAGUUCCUGUCUCCGGAAGGCUCAGUCUUCCCCCCUGGAACUUGCCUCCUUCCCAGCGUGCCUGAACAUUUAUGUGUGACACAGGUCCUCCCAGCAUCCUCUGGCUUCCAGAACAGCUCCCUUCAUUACUAAAUCACUCCACUGAUAAUUCAUCAUCACAAUCAAUGAUGAAAUUCCACAGAGGGAAAAUUAAACGUCAUCUGGGUCAUGAACUUGGUGAAUUUGCUUCUGGAUCUUUAAAAGGCAAACAUUUUUUAGGGAAUGAUUAUUUGCAAUUUUCCUCCCUGCCCCUUGACUUACAAGUAAUGCAUGCUCACCUUAGAUAAUUUGCAAAUAAUGGAAAGAAUAAAAUAAAGUUGUUAUAACCUCAUUC
Myotis myotis is the source of this 3998-nucleotide messenger RNA. RefSeq names its product phosphodiesterase 4C (gene PDE4C). The record is from RefSeq and is a predicted model, not a curated record. Gene Ontology annotation, molecular function: 3',5'-cyclic-AMP phosphodiesterase activity. The transcript is spliced from 16 exons. The coding region runs from base 637 to 2508 and encodes 623 amino acids. Gene Ontology annotation, cellular component: cytosol; perinuclear region of cytoplasm; nucleus. Gene Ontology annotation, biological process: signal transduction. Lineage: Eukaryota; Metazoa; Chordata; Mammalia; Chiroptera; Vespertilionidae.